CCACCACCACCAUCACCACCACCAACUCUCCUCCUCUCCCCCUCGCUUCUCGCCCCCUCCCUUUUCCACCUCUGCGGGUACCAUGGCGAUGGCUGCCACUGCCUCCUCCUCUCCCUCGUCCUCAUCGUCGGGCAACAGCAGCGCGCGGGAGCACCUGCUGGCGGUGCGUCGGCGCACCCCACAUUCCCGGCCGUACACGAUUGGUCCGGACAACCUUCGCAGUCUGUCAGUGCAGGGCGCUGUGGGAGCUUCCGGCUCUGCGUCUUCUUCUUCAAAUAUGUCAUCAGGGAGCCAAUCAGAAACAGCGGGGGUGGGGCUUCAACGGGCCAAUAGCGACACAGACCUGGUUACAUCAGACAGCCGCUCAUCUCUCACAGCGUCUACAUACCAGCUGACUUUAGGCCACUGUCACCUGGUCAUCUCCUGGGACAUCAAGGAGGAAGUGGAUGCCACCGACUGGAUCGGCCUGUACCACAUCGAUGAGACGUGUGUGGCCAACGUGUGGGACUCCAAGAAUCGUGGCGUAAAUGGCACCCAGAGAGGACAGAUCGUGUGGAGACUAGAGGCGGAACCCUACUUCAUGGAGCCUGAGACUAAGAUCUGCUUUAAAUACUAUCACGGUGUAAGCGGAGCAUUAAGAGCAACAACACCUUGUAUCACAGUCAAGAACCCUGGAGUACCGGUGGGCAGUGAAGGCCAAGUGGAGGACCAAUCAGGGACUGAGCAUUGUCGGAAACUCGUCAGCUUCACCCUAUCAGACAUGCGGGCGGUGGGCCUGAAGAAGGGCAUGUUUUUCAACCCCGACCCCUACCUGAAGAUGUCCAUCCAGCCUGGAAAGAGGAGUGGCCUCCCCAAGUUUACGCACCACGGCCAGGAGAGACGCUCCUCCAUCAUUGCCAACACCACCAACCCUGUGUGGCACGGAGAGAAAUACACCUUUGUGGCUCUGAUGACUGACGUGUUGGAGAUUGAAGUGAAGGAUAAGUUUGCCAAGAGCCGACCAAUCAUCAAGCGGUUUCUGGGUCAGUUGACCCUCCCCGUGCAGAGACUUCUGGAGGGGCCGACAGCUGAUGAUCAGCAGGUCAGCUACAGCCUGUGUCGUCGUCUCCCUACGGACCAUGUGAGCGGGCAGCUUCAAUUCAGAGUGGAUAUCACCUCCACUGGACAUGAAGAAGCGUCACCAGAUGCUGUUGGAACAAUCUUAGGCAGCGCUGUGAACGGUGACCCCGGCAGUCCCUCAGAUGACGAGGACCUCCCUCAUCCAUCCACUUCCUCGCGUGUUGCAUAUGAACCUUCUCCCACAGGAUCUGAUGAAGGCUCCCUGAUAGUUAAUGGUGCUUGUUACUAUGGUGAUGACAGCGUGUGGCGGGAUCCAGGGCAGAUGGGAGAGGAGGAUCUGCUGGCUGUGGCCCUGGGCGGCCACACUCACAGGCAGGUGUCACUCAAUGACUACCUGGAUGCCAUUGAGGCUCCCAGGAGCCCCGGGGACCGUCCUCUGGCUGGGCCUUCGCCGAAACUGCGCUCUAGCUUUCCAACGGACACGCGACUAAAUGCCAUGCUGCACAUAGACUCUGAUGAGGAUGAGGAGACGGCGGGGCAGCACAGGGAGCAAUCACAGGAGACGAGGACGCAGCAGAGUACAGACUUAUCGACAAGAUCGGCUGCAUCUGCGUCUCAACAGGGGAACGAGGGUUCAAAAGAAGAGCCACAGGGCCAUACUGGAGCUGGGACUGAGCCCGGAGCAGGGGCCACAACAGAGGCAGGCUCCUCUGCCAGUGGUCAGCCUGGAACAAACCCUGCAGGGGCCGAAUCUGGAGCUGGAGUUACAGAAAGUGCCGUGCAAACACAGGUAGGAGCGUCAGCCGCAGCUGAGACUGAAGCUGGCACUGGAGAGGCUCCUGGAGCAUCAAGGGAGGCUUCAGGAGAAAGCGCCACAGCUCCCAGCUCAUGUCAGGCAUCAGCUGAGGCAGCUGCAGCGGCUGGGCCCGGGGAGUCUGUAAGGGAGUGUACCUGUCAGGAGCAGAGUAGCAGGAUGGGUGCAAACCAAGAAGUAUCCCUCACUCCCUCACUGGGUCCACUUUCACCCAUUCAGGAGGUGGAGACAAGAAAAGAAUUGGCUCCGAAAGCGGAGGAGGAAGGGGAGUCAUCAAGCAGCGAGGCGAACGGACCAGUAGCAGCAGCUGCUCCUACGAGCAGUGUCAUAGCUGAUCGAGGAGAAGGGGCUUCUGAAAUUGGAGCAAGUGCCACUGUCAGGAGCAGUCAGGAAGAGGAGGAGGAGGGGGAGGUGUGGAGGAGGAGGCAGUCCAUGCAAGCGUCUGGAGGUGUGGCCCAAAACCAGGAGGUGGGCUCGGCCAGGGAGAGUCAGAACGGGUCAGGGGGGGUGGAGAGAGAGACAGGUGCCACAGCUCAGGUCAAUGGCCACCAGUCAGUUCGAUCCCUGCCAUCUGUCCGCCAUGACAUCAGUCGUUAUCAGAGAGUGGACGAGCCACUACCACCUAACUGGGAGGCUCGUAUCGACAGCCACGGUCGGAUCUUUUACGUAGACCACGUGAACAGAACCACAACUUGGCAGCGUCCCACUGCUCCCCCCGCCUCACAGACCCUCCAGAGGUCCAACUCCAUCCAGCAGAUGGAGCAGCUGAACCGCAGAUAUCAGAGUAUACGUAGGACAAUAACCAAUGACAGCAGACCAGAGGAGCAGCCAGCCAAUGAACUGACCGCAGAUGAGACAGACAUGCACCCCUCCAUCCCCGAGCUCCGCAGGGACAACAGUGUGUCUCAGUCCAGUUCCAGGUCUCGUCUCACCCUGCUGCUUCAGUCCCCAAGCGCCAAGUUUCUCACCAGCCCAGACUUCUUCACUGUGCUGCAUUCCAACCCUAGUGCCUACCGUAUGUUCACCACCAACACGUGUCUGAAGCAUAUGAUCAGUAAGGUUCGUCGGGAUGCUCACCACUUCGAGCGCUACCAGCACAACAGGGACCUGGUGGCCUUCCUCAACAUGUUCGCCAACAAACAGCUGGAGCUGCCCAGAGGCUGGGAGAUGAAACAUGACCACACCGGCAAGCCUUUCUUCGUGGACCACAACUGUCGCGCCACGACCUUCAUCGACCCCCGGCUGCCUCUCCAGAGCACUCGGCCCCCGAGUCUCCUGGCUCACCGCCAACACCUGACUCGGCAACGCAGCCACAGUGCCGGGGAGGUCAGCCCACGACGACUGGUGGGUGAAGACCCUCGUCAUGCCGGACCACCCGUCCUGCCGCGGCCUUCCAGCACCUUCACCUCUGCCAACCGGGGGCAGUGCCAAGAUGUUGUGCCAGUGGCUUACAACGACAAGAUUGUGGCGUUUCUUCGACAACCAAACAUCUUUGAGAUUUUGCAGGAGAGACAGCCGGACUUCAACCGGAAUCAUUCACUCAGGGAGAAGGUGCAGCUGAUACGCACAGAUGGAGGGUCGGGAUUGGCGAGGCUGUCAGGUGACGCUGACCUUGUCAUGCUGCUAAGUCUGUUUGAAGAUGAAGUAAUGUCCUAUGUGCCUCCUCACGCCUUACUUCACCCCAGCUACUGCCAGUCACCUCGGGGAUCCCCUGUCUCCUCCCCGCAGAACUCACCUGGUACUCAGAGAGCUAAUGCCAGAGCCCCAGCACCCUACAAGAGAGACUUUGAGGCCAAAUUGCGCAACUUCUACAGGAAACUGGAAACUAAAGGCUAUGGCCAAGGACCAGGGAAGCUGAAGUUGAUCAUCCGUCGUGACCAUCUGCUGGAAGAUGCCUUCAACCAGAUCAUGUGCUACUCCCGCAAAGACCUGCAGCGCAGCAAGCUCUAUGUCAGCUUUGUUGGGGAGGAGGGGUUGGACUACAGCGGGCCUUCCAGAGAGUUCUUUUUCUUGGUUUCCAGGGAGCUGUUCAACCCGUAUUAUGGUCUGUUUGAGUACUCUGCCAACGACACCUACACCGUCCAGAUAAGCCCCAUGUCGGCCUUCGUAGACAAUCACCACGAAUGGUUCCGGUUCAGUGGUCGUAUUCUGGGUUUGGCUUUGAUCCAUCAGUACCUGCUGGAUGCCUUCUUCACCAGACCCUUCUAUAAAGGCCUGCUGCGCAUUCCAUGUGACCUGAGUGACCUGGAGUACCUGGAUGAGGAGUUUCACCAGUCCCUUCAGUGGAUGAAGGACAAUGACAUAGAAGACAUGUUGGACCUCACUUUCACUGUCAACGAGGAAGUCUUUGGACAGAUAACAGAGAGGGAGCUGAAACCCGGCGGAGCAAACAUCCCAGUGUCAGAGAAGAACAAGAAGGAGUACAUAGAGCGGAUGGUGAAGUGGAGGAUAGAGAGAGGAGUGGUGCAGCAGACUGACAGCCUGGUCCGAGGUUUCUACGAGGUGGUGGAUGCCAGGCUGGUAUCAGUGUUUGAUGCGAGGGAGCUGGAGCUGGUGAUCGCUGGCACAGCUGAGAUUGACUUAUCAGACUGGAGGAACAACACAGAGUACAGAGGAGGUUACCAUGACAACCAUAUUGUCAUCCGGUGGUUCUGGGCAGCAGUGGAGAGGUUCAACAAUGAACAGAGACUCCGACUCCUUCAGUUUGUAACCGGGACAUCCAGUAUUCCUUACGAGGGCUUUGCUUCUCUGCGAGGCAGCAACGGACCCCGCAGAUUUUGUGUGGAGAAGUGGGGGAAGGUCACCGCACUGCCAAGAGCUCAUACCUGUUUUAACCGGCUGGACCUGCCGCCAUACCCGUCCUUCUCAAUGCUGUAUGAGAAGAUGCUGACGGCUGUGGAGGAGACUAGUACUUUUGGGCUAGAAUAAUCCUCGUCUCUGCACAUCUCAGCUAACCUCCGUCUGCCCCUCAAGGACUGCAGGUGGUUUAAGAGAGGUAGCAAUGAUUGACAGAGGUUCAAAAAUCUGGAUUUGAAGUCCAGUUUAUGGUUUAUGUUUAAUUUAUAAUGGGCUAAAUGAUAUAUCAGGGGCUCAUAGUACCUUUGAUCCAUGAAGCUGCACUCUGACCUUUUAAAAAGCCCCAUGUACAGACAUAAACACUUAUUUUUUGUUGCACCUGCACGUAUUUCACACCUACUUAGUAACACACGCUCUCACCUGUGUGAAGUGAUGAAUGACAGACUCUUGGACCAGAAUCAUGACUGCCGGGAUUUGACCAAUUGGAGACGGUAUUGUUGGUUUUUUUUUCCACUUUCUCUUUGAUACCAGGAGAUUACAGUCUAAGAUGUAGGCUACACAUCAAAGAAAAAGCAAUCACUGCCUUCACUGCAAAGGCUGAGUGGACUCAGCCUCUUUUAUUCUCUUGUGGAUGGACCUCUUAAAGUGCAGUGACGGCCUCAUUGUAGUACAGUGGCACCUUGUGGCCUGUAGUAGUAACUGCACUACAGUUGUUUCUCAAAGCCUUUCGAGGACCAUCCAACUUUUGGUAAAGUUUGUGGAAUUUUCCUUUGAACUUCUACGGCCAAUUUUGGAGUCCAGACAGAAGCUUUGCUAUUGUUACAGUAUUUUCAUCUACGAGAAAAAAAGUGAUUUUCUAAUGAUGUGGCAGUGACAUGUUGUGAAUUGAAUGUAACUAACAUUAUGAUGUAGAUUGUGUGGGAAGUGAUUAUGCACCAGAUCUGGAUCCACUGGCAAAAAAUAUGUGGCCACUGCUUACUUGAGUUAAUAAUUAGUUAAUGAGCUGAUGGUAAUUAAGUUCAAUGCAGGAUGUAACCAUAUCCAUUUACUUAGAUUGUAUUUGGUUGAUUUACUUUGACCCAAAUCUAUUUUUUGAAGUUUGUUAGAAGUCACGUUCACUCAAGAAGCGGAGAUUGAAGAAAAAUUCUUUAUCCAAAUGGAUAAACGUGCAACCACCCGUGGCGGAUUUAGAAAACCUGGGUGUCAUGGGAGAGUAGUGAUUCCCCACUGAAACAUACAAGCUACUUCUGCAGCUAAAUUUCUGAUGAAAACAUACAAAGACACAUUUCUGAGUGGAACUACAUUCACAAGUUGGGCAGGGAAGAUUAAAGGUGGACCAUGACAAAAGUCAUUUAUUAGUCGCGUAUGCCUUAAACAUAAAUCGAAUAGGUAAUAUUAUGAUAGCUUGAUAAGAACAUCUUAUACAGCAGAAACACUCCAUUAGUUAGAUAAAGUGAUAAAGAUAUCAUGUCAUAUCUUUAUUUUGAUGAUUACGCACUCAAUCUUUGAGUGUUGUGCAUUCAAAUAUUAAAUACAAUGAUUCAUAAAAUCUUAAAUUCAAACAUUAAUCUCCCUUUUUAACACAUCCUUUAAGACGAUGGAAGGAUUAUUAAUGCCCCAAUGAUACCAUUACAUCCCCUUUUCAGAUCAAAUCCAUGUACUUUCUGCAUUCAGCUAUGCCAUGUGUAUUAUGUCUUGGACAGCAGAGAAGAUCCAUCAGUUUUUGAGAUAAAAGAACAUAUCAAUCGCUUAUUUUUGGCAAAUUAUAUUGUUUCUCUGCGGCAACACUGCCUUAGGGUUUAAAGUAAGUUCUUUUAUUUUUUGCUAAAUCCAUAACAACAUUUCUGUCUCUAAAGGAGGUUUAAAAAAGGACCUUUUGGUAGUAACAGAGCAAUCUGCUGCUAAUAUCGCUGCUGAAUUAGCUCAAAUUAGAACAUUCUGCAGUGUAAACAAGUAAAACAAUGAUUGACUUGAACUGGUAGCUGUAAAUAUUGAGGGUUGAUGCCAGCACGAGCAGAAUCCAAGGUAAUUACACAAGUUUAUCCAAAUUUAAUGACAACAGCCAACAAAUGAAAUAUAGCAAGGAGCCUGACAAACAUCCAACAAAUUACAACCUCCUGUCCCAAAUUUAUUUGCCAUGCAACAAUCUGCACAUCAUGUCUUGCAAAAAUCACAUAAUUUAGGCAGCUGUUUGAAGCCUGUAAUUGCAGGUUAGCAAGUAAGGGCAUUAAGUUAAGUUAAAACUGGAAAACAUUAAAUGCAAUACAUAUCGGUAUUGGGUAUUUAAUAAUACCGUAUUUUAAAAACAUUCUUAUAUCAUUGUUUUUCCCUAUGCUAAGUGACAGUUAUUGACAAGCACCCUCAAAGGGUCAGGAGUUUUCUAUUGUUGUAUUCAAAAGUACUGAGAGUUUAACUUACUUAAAAGUACAAAAGUCAUCAAAAUAUAUUGGAUGCAGUUACGUGUACAUUUCUGGAAUGUGCAGAGGGCGGGGCUAAUUGAUACCAUGGACAUGCUGAUUAUUGAGCAUUUUCGUUUAUGGAUUUUCUCCCGUUUAUCUUGGCUGGUUCGGUCUAGACAGCUCAGGGAUAAAAGGGUGAAAAUUAUGUUAUAUAUAAUGAUUGAAAAUCUUAAUCACUGCUCCCCUUAUGCCUCCCCCUAGAUCCGCCACACACACCCAGAUCAGAACCGAAAAAAAAUAAAAUAAGAAAUAUCUUAUGCACUCAUAAAAAAUGACUAUCACCCUGAAAUACUUUGAAAACAGAUUUAAAAAAGUCCUGGACCUUCUGUGUUCUUUGUUUACACUUUAAAAGAAUGUACUCUAACUUAAAACAAAAACUUUUAUUAUUUCUAUAUGAAGUUAGCACUUGGAUAAAAUUUCAUGUGCGAAUUCAGUUUCAUUCAAACAGGAUCAAAUAACUCUCAUAGUGAAAAUAAUACUCUUUCCCUCACUGAAUGCACUGCCCUCUUCUCUGUCUGUCUCAUCAGAAUGUACCAAAGUUUUAGCCUUAACCGGCUGCCUCACGUCAAACCCCGACCCAACCGACCACUCUCUGUACAGUCCACCUCACUUUUGAAUAUGAAUGUUUGUCAUCACUUCUCUCCUAAAAUAAAAUUUCAUCACUCUA
Messenger RNA from Plectropomus leopardus (leopard coralgrouper), 7795 nucleotides. It is a transcript of the gene hecw2b, whose product is annotated as HECT, C2 and WW domain containing E3 ubiquitin protein ligase 2b. Gene Ontology annotation, biological process: regulation of dendrite morphogenesis; ubiquitin-dependent protein catabolic process; protein ubiquitination. NCBI's taxonomy places the organism in Eukaryota, Metazoa, Chordata, Actinopteri, Perciformes, Serranidae. The record is from RefSeq and is a predicted model, not a curated record. Gene Ontology annotation, cellular component: cytoplasm. Gene Ontology annotation, molecular function: ubiquitin protein ligase activity; protein binding.